GAGUUAAAAGGAGCUCUCAAUGAGUCCUGAAAUCAUUUUCAAGUACUUUCAAGAAUGCACAGCAAGAUUGUAAAAACCUUUGAAAAUGCCUUAAAAAUGGAAGUUCCCUCUUCUUAUGUCUGAAUACACCACCAGACAAUGAAAAUAAAGACAAAGGCUCUGACUCAACAAGCAGCAACGUUUACUCUGCAACCCUUGCUGUCAUCGCACUGCAUGUACUCUAGGGGCAUUCAUUUAUAGAGCAUACACUGAUACUGGCACCAUCCAUCAAAACAAGAUUAAGUUCAUCCAAAAAAGCAAGAUCUUCAAUCCGAAGCCAUGUUUUUGUCUCAAAUAUCUGUGCUAAAAGUCAUAUUGACUCACUUUAAACCAUAAAUACCCUAUUUUGUCAUCUUACCUCAGUAGGGUCUAGCCCAAGUAAUUUGAAGGCGAAAAAAACUUUUUCUUUAUACUGAUAAUGUUCUCGAUUUUUUAUCCCAAAGUUUAACUGUAGCUAAUCCUUGGAUUCACCCAUUGAAAUAUCAAGUCUCCUCAGAAUUCAUAUUUAGUAUUGUCGCAUCAGCUUGCAUUUGGUCGUGCACAUCUUUCAAGUCCCUAAAAUUUUUUUCUCUCAUAAGUAAAAUAUCCGAACUCAGUUUACCCUCUCAGGUUUACUCUAGAGGACACCUGUUUUAAAACUGAGAUUGGGGAAAGCAAGAUUAGCUAUCACCUUUUUCCCCUCAAAACAAUAAUUCCUCCUAUAAUUCCCUUGAAAAUUUUUGGGGAUAUUUUCAUCAAAGCUAUUAUGAGUGAGUUUAGUUUUUUUCCAAACUUUAUAUUAUUUUCUUGCAAUGUUUGGCUCCUUUUAUGUAAACAAGGUCUAAAUUCCUAAUUAACUGAUUUGAAGUUGCACUAUUUCCUAAUUUUUUGAGGAAAAUAUAAUUUGAAAUUUCUCUCAAUUUACAUUUUCCUGUUAAAGAUAAGUAUUAUAGCAAUAAUUGUGGUAAUUGAAUGUUCUCUUCAAAAAUGAGCCAGAAUUAGGGUUAAAGUUUCAUUUGUACGAAGCCUACAUUCUCAGCAAAACCUGAAUUUUGAUGACUUUACUCAAAAUACUCAGGUUACAAUUUUCAGUAAUUGUAUGAGUACUUCAUUAUCAGUUGCAAUUACUAUUUUCUAGUGGUAAGAAUCAUGUGCCUAUAGCAGACUAGGUUACAUCUUUGUAGCAUGCUACUAUGAUCGUUUUAUAUUAACAUUCCAAAGAAUUCAAUGAUCUGACACCCUCUAAGUUUAGACAAGAACGCGGACCAUUUUGAAUUGCCCAAUUUUGCCAAUUCAAAACAACAUGCAUCCAUUCUGCUUAACGCUGAGUGGACAAAUUUGGCAUUUAUAUCGACCUUUCAUUUCAACAGUACAAUCAGUCAGUUAUUACUGCGCCAAACCAGUGCAGCUUCAUCAGAUAUCAUUCAAAGUUAUGGCCCUCUUUUCUACCAAACGCUCAAAAAAUGACUGGGACUCAGAAUCUUAUUCUGAUUCACAAAAAGCUCAGCCUCCUUGCAAACGACAGAAAAGGAUUGAUAAACCUCCGAAAAAAAGGAAGACCCAUUUCCUGUGCUUCCCUCUUGUGACGGACACAUCAGUUCCACAACUGGCAGCAUCACUGAAAUAUUUUCGCCAAAUAGCCACAAAACCAAGUAUCAGCACAUCCUUGAGCCUAGAUGAAAAUCACAGCCAGUCAGAGAAAAUUUUCACAUCCCAGAAAGCAGAUGAUGUUGCUAACAUAGUAGAUGUGGAAACUAACAGCUUAAAUUCUGACACAACAUUUUCACAACCUCACCUAGGUCCAAAUCCAGAUCUUCAGAUUCUACCAUCCCUUGCCUUUAGACCAGCAGGUACCUUUCACUUGACAUUGGGUGUAAUGGACCUGUCAUCCAAGGAGAGUAUGAGUCAGGCGUUGGAACUUCUGCAGAGUCUGGACUAUGCGAACAUUUUAAAAGGUGUACUUCUUCAGCAAGAAAAAGUCCAACCUGAGCACGUAACAGACAAAGAUGGCAACACUGAUUCUCAGCCUGAGCAGUGUUUAUGCCCAGAUGAUAUCAACAAGGGGCAAUUGCGUCUCCAACAACCAACAUCCUCUUCAAAAGUUGCAGUUGAAGAAAACCACCCUACUCCUUUUAGCAAGAACAAUCCUCUCCGCAUUACUCUCACUGGGCUUUCAACCUUCCCAUCUCCCAAAAAGAGUUGCGUAUUUUAUGCAAAACCAACAUCGUCGCCAUCAUCAUCAUUUCCUUUGCUCAAAUUCAGCCAGGCUAUCUGCAAGGAGUUCCGAAAUGCUGGGUUCAUCACUGAAACCCGCCCAUUGGUGUUGCAUGCAACAAUAGCUAACAUGAGGUAUGCCAUACAAGCCAAAGGUGGGAGGAAAAGUGAAGGAAAGAGGGGAAAAGACAAGUGGGCAGAUGGACAGUGCGAUGCCCGGGAGUUGAUAAAGUGUUUCAAUCAUUAUGGAGGAGAUGUGGGCGAGUACAAGAAAAAAGCUUCUCAAGAUAAGGACCAAACAAAUGAGUUUUUGUGGGCUGAAGAUAUUGAGCUGAACAAAGUAGCCAUUUGUAAAAUGGGUGCCCAAAAAAGUGAGGAUGAGGUAUUGGGCCUAGUCUAUCCUCCUGUUGGAGAGAAGUUCAUAUUCUCGUAAUAUAAUUGUUUCAAAGAAAUUUUGAAACCUAUGAUUCAUCCAUGUGUCGACUGUUUGAUCGUUCGUAAUUUUUAUGAUUGUCCAAAAUUGCUUCAAAUGUACUUUUUUGUUCUAAUUUUUGUUGUUUUUAAUUUGUAAACAAAAAAUCUUUGUAAAUAAAGGUCCUUAGUUUUUUAUGA
Bemisia tabaci is the source of this 2844-nucleotide messenger RNA. Lineage: Eukaryota; Metazoa; Arthropoda; Insecta; Hemiptera; Aleyrodidae. The record is from RefSeq and is a predicted model, not a curated record.